UUUCUUACAGAUGUGUGAAGUCACAAGUGUAGUAUAUUUAACAAAAUUGACUCACAACAUUAAUAAAAUAAGAAGUAUUUGAAAAGAAUAUAAAAAGAGAAACCAGUUUGAUACAAGUAUAAAAUUGUUUAUUCUAACUAAGAAUUGGGAAAUAAUCCCUUUAAAGUUGUUUUUGUGAUUGCUUUUUGGCCACAUGCUAUAAAUAAAAAUGUGUGCUUACAAAGCAACAAGUGAUGGAGGUAAUGGAAUUUUUGGAGUAAAGACAGUUGGCUCAAAAAGUUAUCUGAGAUGAUGUCUUCUUUAUGUUUAUUUUAAUGCUGUAUUUCUCUCUUACUUCAGAAAAAGCAUUCAUUGAGUUGCUAAAAAUGUUCACUCUUUCAGCUUCUUCAUACUUGGAUCUUAAUACUUGUAGACUGAACUGAAAAAUACAAGCUUUCAAAAUUAAUUUUGCUCACCAGUGAUAUUCCUAGGAAUUUAUUAAAGAAGAAACGUAGAUAUAAAAAUUUCUUGUCCUGAAAAUGUGUAUUGUCUUACUUUUAAAUAAAAAACAUUGAUAAUAGCCUAAAUGUCCAAUAGCUAAGAACUCAUUAGGUAAAGUAUGAUGCAUGAGGUUGAUGUGUCCUAAUCAUUGUGCUUCCAUUAAAUGAAAAUUGCGAGAAGACUUUUAAAAGCAAAUGGGAAAAUGUUCCUCUACUGAUUAGAGAAAGAAAAAAAACAGGAAAAAUGUAUUUGCAAUAUGAUUACAGAUAAGCAGAAAAUCCAUAUGUAUGUGGACAAGGACAGAAAGGGAACCAAGAGAGAAUGUUGGGCAGGGACUGAAGGUACAUUUUCCUAUUGUAAAGCUAUUUGUGGCUUAAAUAAAACUAGUUUUACAAAGUAGAUUGUGCUGUGAAUUGGACGUUUUGCCAAGGAAUAGUUUUGGAGCAGCCUUUCAGACAAGUGGGGAAGUUGAUGCACUCAUCUCUCAUGUCCAGGCAAAUUUCACUUCACCUGCCAGAUCAAUGCAGGGUGUAUUCCCAGCGCCCUAUUGUUGGGAAUACCAAGCAAACAUGCCAUGUUGCUUACACCUUACAGAUGCCUGUUGGCAUUAGACUUGAAUUCCUUAGAUACUGACACAGCACAGGGUCACUGUGUAGUAACUUGGGUUAGCUCGGUUGUUCUGUGUUUAUUUGAAGUUAGCUCAGAAAUUAUUCUUGAAGUAGUAUAUAAACCAUCCCUUCAUUAACUUGAUCCAAAUAACUCCUACCCCUUAUCUAAUGAAAUUAUCUUUUGAGUUUCCUCUGUAGAUGUCCUUAAAUGCCAUUUCUCCAUGCAUCACUGACUAAGACCUCCUAGUUGCUACCUUAAAUACUUUGCAUCUCAAAUGGAGCAUGCUGAUUUCUCUCCCACCUUCUGCACAUGGACUCCUGUUUUUGCCAACUGCAGAAUCUCACCACUCACUAAAGCUGGAGUCGGGCAUCACCUCCAGCUCCCUGUCCUCUAGCACCAUGGCAGUCUACCUCUGAAGUAUACCCUACCUAUGUGACUGCUGGCCAUGCCCAUCCACAGGCCCCCAUGUGGGCUUGUCUCUCUCCAGGACUGUGUUAACAUGCCACCCACUUGGAAGCACAGAGACCUGCCUGGAAACCUUCUGAGACCCCCCAGUACCCAGACAGCAAAUGCACAACUCCUUAGUUUGAGCAUUUAGGACUUCCUGCCAUCAGGUUCGCUUUCCUCUCACACAGACCUCUGUGCAGCUGUUGCUCCCGUUGCCCUGAGGGUCCUGAAGGCCUUGCCUAGAAUAUUCCUCAGACCAUUCCUCCAACGGGAAAGCUGUGCUUCCUGGAUUGGUGACGUUAAAAAGAUUUUUUUUCCAUUACCACAUUCUAAACUAGGGCAUGAUACUACACAUGGAAUAAGAAUUUGGGCACCAUUUGGGAUUCUGUGUCCCUGUCUUAUUUGACAAAAGUGCAUAUUGUUGGGAGGAUGAGGGUAGCAUUUAAAAAGGAGCUUGCUUAUAGCCUUAGUAAUCAUUAAAACAAAACAGAAAAGAGCCUUAUCUGUGGCAGUGCAGUAGUUUGUUUCUGUGCACACACAACUGAAAUACCGUUUGUGCAGAGAGACAGAGAGCGAGCGCGGUGGCAGCCUGACAUAAACAAGUGAGGAGGCGGACAAUGAGUGCAUUGGCGGUUGUUGCACUUUUUGUUUUCUUUAUAUCCUUUAUCCUCAAGAGUUCCAACCUCCCCCUCAUCCAGUUCCUUAAAUAAAUGUGUUACUUAAUGAAUUUUUCUUCAUAUGCCUCUGGCAGGACAUUGUUGAAGCUUCUUUUUCCCCCACUACAACAAAAGGCAGAGAAUAGUGUUUUUGAGCUUUUGAGAGGCCUGGCUACUGUAUCCAAUAGAGGUAUAACCAAGAAUCGGGUUUUCAUAUUUUUGAAAAUAAAAAUAUGAGAUUAAAUGUCUUCUGAUAAUAUAUCAGCUCUAAAAAAUGUCUUUAUUUGUUCUAUCUAAGUGUUUCUUUAAUAGUUCUAUUAAGAAAAUAUGGAGGGGGUUGGUUAUGAAAAUUGAAUAUUUUAAUAAUGUUGUAAGGUGUCCCACAUAUCCCACUUUUUUUCUACCAUGUUCCAGAGAGGAGUAGAAAGAGAAUUUUUUUCAUAAUAUCCAGAGAAUGACUGUGAAAGGGAUAAAAGAAUUUAAACCUUUUAAUAUAUGUGUAAAAAAUAGUGUUUGCAUCAUGAAGACAUUUUUCUAAACUCAUUACAAUAUUGGGGAGGUAAUUCUUUAAGUGAUCAGAUCUUUUAAGUGUGUUUGAGAAACAAAAUAAAGUAGUCUCGAUUUAGGAAUUAGCUAUUUAAAAUGCAUAUUAUUCAUCCCUAUAUUUGAACAAUUUGUCCAAAAUAGAGUCCGUUCAUAUAGGAUUUUUCCUGUUGAGAACUCAGUGAGAAUCAAUCAGUACUUUCUUUGUUUGUCACCAUGGAAACCAGUCAGCCUAUCCGGAAUGGCUGUUAGAUCAUACAGAACGGUGCUCCUGCCUCAGCCUAACUUCCUCACUGAGUGAGCUGGCGCUGACUGCUCCCGGCCCGCUCUUGCCUCCCGGGAGCCCAGUGCCAUGCCCGUGCAGGGCGCGCCCCGGCGGCCCUCGGCCGUGCACUUCCUCAGCGCCUUCCUCCAGGGCCGCCGGCAUUCCACCUCGGACCCCGUCCUGCGGCUGCAGCAGGCCCGGCGCGGCUCUGCCUCCAGCUCUGCCACGAAGCUCUUGUCCUCAUCCUCCCUCCAGGUGAUGGUGGCUGUGUCUUCAGUCUGCCGUGCCGAGGGGAGCCCAACUUUCCCCGAGAGAAAAAGAAAUUCAGAACGUCCAACACCAAAGUACACAAAAGUAGGAGAGCGUUUACGGCAUGUCAUUCCUGGACAUGUGGCAUGUUCCAUGGCGUGUGGUGGUAGAGCAUGCAAGUAUGAGAACCCAGCCCGCUGGAGCGAGGAGGAGCAAGCCAUUAAGGGGGUUUACUCGUCCUGGGUCACUGAUAAUAUCCUGGCCAUGGCCCGCCCAUCCUCGGAGCUGCUGGAGAAGUACCACAUCAUUGAGCAGUUCCACAGCCAUGGAAUAAAAACAAUAAUCAACCUGCAGCGCCCUGGUGAGCAUGCUAGCUGUGGGAGCCCUCUGGAACAAGAAAGUGGUUUCACGUACCUUCCUGAAGCUUUCAUGGAGGCUGGCAUUUAUUUCUACAAUUUUGGAUGGAAGGAUUAUGGUGUAGCGUCUCUUACGACCAUCCUAGAUAUGGUGAAGGUGAUGACAUUUGCCUUACAGGAAGGAAAACUAGCUGUUCAUUGUCAUGCAGGGCUUGGUCGAACAGGUGUUUUAAUAGCCUGUUACUUAGUUUUUGCAACAAGAAUGACUGCAGACCAAGCAAUUAUAUUUGUGCGGGCAAAGCGACCCAAUUCCAUACAAACCAGAGGACAGCUACUCUGUGUAAGGGAAUUUACUCAGUUUCUGACUCCUCUCCGCAACAUAUUCUCUUGUUGUGAUCCCAAAGCACAUGCUGUCACCUUAGCUCAAUAUCUAAUUCGCCAGCGUCAUCUCCUUCAUGGUCAUGAGGCACGACUUCUGAAACAUGUGCCAAAAAUUAUCCACCUUGUUUGCAAAUUGCUGCUGGACUUAGCUGAAAACAGACCAAUGGUGAUAAAGGAUGUGUUUGAAGAACCUGGUCUUUCUGCUGAAAUCGAAAAGACUGUGUCUGAGAUGGUCACAAUGCAGCUGGACAAAGAGUUACUGAGGCAUGACAGUGAUGCAUCUGACCCGUUUAACCCCACUGCAGUCGUGGCAGAUUUUGAGAAUCAGGAUGUGAUUCUUUCCAGUGAGCAAGAGUUUGACCCCCUUUGGAAGAGGCGGAAUGUUGAGUGCCUUCAACCCCUGACUCAUCUGAAAAGGUGCCUCAGCUACAGUGACUCAGAUUUAAAGAGGGCUGAGUCCCUCCUGGAACAAGGGGAGACUCCAGGGACGGUGCCUGCCCAGGUCUUGCUUUGCCACAACCCCAGGCAGCAGAAGCCUAUUAGCCACUGCUAUGUCCCACAGUCUCUAGGACUAGAUUUACACAAGGAAGCAUUGGUUCGCAGCACAUUUUCUCUGUGGAAUCAGUCUAAGUUUGGAGGCUUAGAAGGACUCAAAGAUAAUGGGUCGUCACUUUUCCACAUGAGUAACAUUCCAAAGGAAGCACAGCAGAGUAGAGCUUUCUCUGAAGGUGUUUCAGGCUCACACAGCCCUGUGGAACCAGUUUCACCCAACUUUCCAAAUGCCCAUAAGGAUCUAAACCCUUCUCACCAGCAAGUAGCACACUGUCGGUGUGAAACUCAUGGUGAUUGGGGUCCUGGCUCUGUCAAGGAGGACAGCAGGACUCACCGAAGCCCUCUGGACUGUGGCUCCAGUCCCAAAGCACAGUUCUCAGCUGGACAUGAAACCCAGGACGACAAAGAUCUUUCCGAAGCAAUUCCACACUCUGCUUUGCUGUCUGGAUUGAGUGUGGAAGCAAGAAGAAUACUGGCAGCCAAAGCCCUGGCAAAUUUAAAUGAGUUUGCAGAAAAGGAGGAAGUGAAAAGGAAGGUAGAAAUGUGGCAGGGACAACACCAGACUAUUCUCUGUGUGUUACAUUGCAUCGUGAGCCUGCAGACGGUUCCCGUGGACGUGGAGGAAGCCUUCCUUGUUCAUGCCAUUAAAGCUUUCACUAAGGUUAAUUUUGAUUCUGAAAAUGGACCAGUAGUUUACAGCACCCUGAAGAAAAUAUUUAAGCACAUUCUGGAAGAAAAAAGAAAAAUGACAAAAGACAGCCCUAAGCCUGGUCUCUAGUGAAGCUGACUUUCCUCAUGAUGAAUACUUCCGACCUAAAUAUCCAGUUCAUAUGAGAAUAAGUUGAAGUUUGUGGAGCUACUUUUUCCCAUAGCACUUUACUUUGAAUGCUUGUCAUUUGUGCUGACAACGAUCAUUCCUAGUUGGAGCAAUUAUUUAUUUUAAAGUAUCCUUGAGCUACAUUUUUGUUUUGGAAAAUUGCCAUAAAGUUGGUGCCACUUUCUUUUAUUUAUUUGACUGAAUUUAUGUUGUUGUAUUAACAUUUUAAAUGUGUGGUGUUUACAUUCUUAUUCUUUUUGACGUUUUGGAGAAAGUUGUAACUUGUCUUUCCAAAACAACCAUUUUCUUGACAGAACUCUUCCUGGAGUUUUUACCAAAUAGAUAAUUUCAGUAGUCAAACCUCACUGUGUAUCCGUCCCCCUGACAUAUGACCUAAGAAAGUCACCAAGUGUCUUAAACUGUUUUAUAUUUGUUACUAAGAAGGCUAUUGAUACAAUAUUUUUAAAGGAUUUUUUUAAAACUUUCUUUGAAAUUAUUUGUUUUUCCUUUUCAUCUUACAAAUGUGACCAAGGGUUUCAAAGUGUGUUAUUUUUCAGAGUGAUUUAGCUUUACUUUAAUGGAGUGACUGUGAAGUGGUUGGGAUUUUUACUUGUAGUAAGUAGACUUGCUCUUUGUCAGGCUUCCAGACAACUUUGCCAGCCUCAGCUGUCACAAGGAGGCAGAAGCAGUUCUCAACACACCAAGCCUUAUUCCCACUCCUUUGGGUUGCUGCUGAGCUAAACAGCAUCUUUACAAAGGCAGUGGAUCAGAGGCGGGCAGUGUGGGAAGUUGCUAAGAAGCAGGACUUGCCUCUGUUUUCCCAGGGAUUCCACAGGGACAGUCUUGUGGGGCCAGGGCUCUAUGCCAGCCCUGCUUUAUCAGGGUGCUGUGGCCACUCUGCAGAGGCAACUCUUGGAGCUGGAAGAAGUCAGGGCUGGGCCACUGCUCAUGCUGAUGGUAUAAUUAGCAUGAGCAGCCUGGCCCUGGCCCUACACUCCCAAAUCUGCCACUCUAAAGACCCAUUUGCCUCAGGGCUCUACCUUUUGCUGCUUUUUUACCAUGAGAAUUAAAAUUUUUAAAUUGAAUUUGACCCUAUGCAGGUUACUUGCACCCUAACUGACAUCAGAUAAGAAAAGAUGUCUACCUAAGCUAGUUCAUUAUAGACCAAACUGUCUAUCAGCAAUUGAAGCCAUGACUUUUGUUUAAAUUAAUAUGUAGUGAUACAAGAGGCCAUGCCAUGGACAGGAUAGUAGUUUUUCCCCAUAAAGAUGAUACUAAUCAGACCAAUUUCAUACUGAAGAAGCUACUAUUAACACUUAAUCUUAAAAAUGGAAUUUCAGGGGAAACAAGACUAAUUUAGAACAAAUAAAAUUUCUCCAACUCCUACAUUUCUGAAUUAAGAUCUAGCACAUCAAAAAUAUUUUAGUCAUUAUCAGUCUAACUAACUCUAAUGGCAAAAUGCUAAAUGCAGCAUUCUUCCACACUGUAUUUUCUUGGGAAAUCAAAUCCAAGUUAAUGAACUGGGUUGCCCACUCCUGAAAUGUCUUAUUCUCAAGUGCCUGGCCUGGGAAAGACAGAAGGAAACAGUUGCAUUUCAUCCAAGGUUAUAUUAUAAAAAUAGGGUUUUUACCCCCCAAAAUAGUUUGUUCUCAGUCAGCUACACAUAGGCAAGUGACAUGACAGCUCUUUUGACAAGCCAGAUGUUCGUUUGCCUAUGCAUCUGAAACACUUGUUUCAAAUUAGGGAGCAAUCAUGAUGUGACCACAGCACUGCAUGUCUAAAAGUCUAAGCACACGAACCUGGAAAGUCUGAAAAAGAGAUAUGAUGGGGGAAAUUAAUCAGGCUACAAUACAAGUAUUGUAUUUAUUGGAAUAAAAGUGAAAAAAAAUC
Molecule: messenger RNA, 7245 nt
Organism: Microcebus murinus (gray mouse lemur)
Lineage: Eukaryota; Metazoa; Chordata; Mammalia; Primates; Cheirogaleidae
Gene: PTPDC1
Product: protein tyrosine phosphatase domain containing 1
Biological process (GO): protein dephosphorylation; cilium assembly
Molecular function (GO): protein tyrosine phosphatase activity
Source: RefSeq, a predicted model, not a curated record